Synchiropus splendidus (mandarinfish) is the source of this 2066-nucleotide messenger RNA. It is a transcript of the gene sgcb, whose product is annotated as sarcoglycan, beta (dystrophin-associated glycoprotein). The record is from RefSeq and is a predicted model, not a curated record. Gene Ontology annotation, biological process: muscle organ development. The transcript is spliced from 6 exons. NCBI's taxonomy places the organism in Eukaryota, Metazoa, Chordata, Actinopteri, Syngnathiformes, Callionymidae. Bases 233 to 1135 code for a protein of 300 amino acids. Gene Ontology annotation, cellular component: sarcolemma; sarcoglycan complex.
GUUUUAUAUUUGCGUCGAAUGGAAUCAAAAUGCCUCUCAGCAUCAACUGUUUGGCGGAAAAGAGCAUGAAGAGAGAGUGAUAUUGAGUUGUUGGGUAAUGUAACAGUCGUGUUUAAGGCGGUGAAGCGAAGCACUGCGGUUAUAUUUAGUAGCGGUGGCAGACAGGCUGUCGCAGGGCAUUUAACUGGAGUGCAUUCCUAAACAGACUUUGAGGGAGAGUUCCAAUGGACCCAUGAAGAAGUCCAUGAGAGAAAAGGCCAUCGAAAGACGCAACGUCAACAAAGAGCAUAACAGUAAUUUUAAAGCAGGAUAUGUUCCAAUUGAAGAGGAGCGUCUCCACAAAACUGGACUCAGGGGACGGAAGGGCAACAUGGCAGUCUGCAUCAUCGUCCUCCUCUUCCUCCUGGCAUUGAUUAAUCUCAUUAUCACACUUGUGAUAUGGACUGUGAUCCGGAUCGGCCCAAAUGGGUGUGACAGUAUGGAGUUUCAUGAGAGUGGCCUGCUGCGCUUCAAGCAGAAGGCAGACAUGGGCAUCGUCCAUCCUCUGCACAAGAGUACAAUAGGAGGGCGUAAGGAUCAGGACCUGGUCCUGGUCGGCAACAACAACCCGGUGGUGUUCCAACAGGGCACAACUAAGUUGAGCGUGGAGAAGGACAAGACGUCAGUGGUCAGCGAUCUGGGGAUAUCGUUCACAGACCCUCGUACACAAAACACUUUCUUCAGCACCGACUAUGAAAACAAUGAGUUCCAUUUGCCCAAAGGAGUCAAAGUCCUCAGCGUCAAAAAGGCAUCCACGGAAAGGAUCACAAGCAGUGCAACAAUGGAUUUGAACAUUAAAGGUGACAGCAAAGCCAUAAUCCGCGGCAAUGAGGGAGUCAAUAUCAUGGGCCGCACCGUAGAGUUCAAAGUGGGGGGAGGCAUAGAGCUCAGAGCGGAAAACAGCAUUGUCCUCAACGGGUCGGUCAUGUUUAACGCCACGCGUAUCCCGAACUCCGCUGGUGAUGUGUAUUUUGACGAGGGUCUUGAGAGGUACAAACUCUGCAUGUGUGCAGAUGGUACUCUGUUCCGUGUACAGGUGAAGUUCCCCAACAUGGGCUGCCAGACAUCAGACAACCCUUGUCGAAAAGCUCACUAGCAAACAUGUCAGUACAGCAUGAAGAAACUCCACAUGCCUUUACUUUAUCUUUUAAUUCUCUUUGCCAAACUGGAAUAAUGUUUUGAACUAUUGCCACUUAGCCAAAGAUGUUAAUUUGACAAAUAACUUGUGUUUUUCACACCACUGUAGCUGACAUUUGAUGGCCUAGCCUUGCAGUAUUCAGCUUCAUUGCCGUCCAGUAUUCAUGCAAACCUCACUGAGAGGAGAUUGAUAUUUUCUACACUUGUUUUUGGCAGCUGUGUGUGUGAUUUUGCCACCAUCGUGUUUACAGGCAAGUGUGUAAAAUGUUCAUAGUUGUGUAUGUUUUCUGCUGAUAAAUGCACACGAGGGCACAAAUAUGCUUGUGCCAAAAUUAUAUAUGAUAUCUCACAUAUGUUUAAUGCUUUGUUUGUGCAAACGCCUUUAAAAAUUGUAUGUGGACAACAACACAGAGACUGUUGUUGCGUAAUUAUGGAUGAAAAUGUUGUGUAACUAAUAAGGGGUUCUUCAUUGGCGAGUGACUCCCAGCCAACCUUUCAUGACGCUUAUUUGAGUGGAAGACUGUUGAAGUGGUUUGGAUUUUGUGCAAUAUCUAUAUUAUUCUUCGCCUUGUGUGUUUUUAAUGAGUUUUCUUUGUAAACAAAAUAAAAUGCAGUCUUUUUAAGGUCAAACUUGAUGCCUCUUGUGAGAUAACUUUUGCUGAUCAAGGAAAAAAUGAAUGGCUUUUAUUUAUUAAGUUAAGCAACAUUUCACUGUUUUGUUUGAAUAAAGCUGAAAUUCUUCUGCCAUGGUUUGUUUUUGGUCAACGUUCCCUGUGUUCACAUGGCCCUCAAUGGUCAUAAACCUGUGUCAAACUCGACUAUCUCCCUUUUAUUGUCUAAUAGAAUGUAACUUUGGGCUUGGCUGCUUCUCGUCAUAAAUGUUAGGGAUG